Messenger RNA from Aedes albopictus (Asian tiger mosquito), 5547 nucleotides. RefSeq lists its product as uncharacterized. NCBI's taxonomy places the organism in Eukaryota, Metazoa, Arthropoda, Insecta, Diptera, Culicidae. Bases 1 to 5547 code for a protein of 1848 amino acids. The transcript has 3 exons. The record is from RefSeq and is a predicted model, not a curated record. Gene Ontology annotation, biological process: proteolysis; DNA integration. Gene Ontology annotation, molecular function: aspartic-type endopeptidase activity; nucleic acid binding; zinc ion binding.
AUGCCGGAAAAAAGUGAUUUGCAGCAGCAGCAAUCGGCGGCGUCUGGAGCUAGUUCUGCACUUGGGCAGUCUACUCUGGAUUCUACCACACCGCUAAGCAAGAAGCAGAAGAAGAAGCUAAGGUUGACUGAAAAGUUGGCCACCAUGGAAAACAUCCAACGACUCGUCCGUCUCCGCGGCGCGGCCAAAGGUAAGCUCACUCGUAUCCUUAAUACUAUUCGCCCAAAUGAAGAGGAUGUGGUCCAGCUGACGGAAGCUGAGAUCAAAGUCUACAUGGCGAAGGUGGAAGCAGCCCAUAAGGACUACAACGAUGCUCACAACCAAAUCGUGAACGAGGUGUCGGAUGAUGACUACGAGCAGCAUGAGCAGCUGUACGAGGAGUUCGAUAUCCUUCACGACACCGUUUCCAUUCUGUUGGAGGAUCAACUCAACAAGGUCAGAGCCACCGCGGCGGCCGCAGCUGCUGCCACGAUUGCGGCGCAACAAGUUCAGCAAGCACCGGUUGUCAUCCAUCAACCACUUCGCAUGCCGGUUCCCACUUUCGACGGUCGGUAUGAGAGCUGGCCAAAGUUCAAGGCCAUGUUCAAGGAUCUCGUGGAUAAAGGUCCAGAUCCGCCGGCAGUCAAGCUGUAUCAUCUGGACAAGGCUUUGGUCGGUAGUGCAGCCGGUCUCAUCGAUGCCAAAACGAUCAACGAAGGCAACUACGCCCACGCGUGGCAAAUUCUGGAAGAGAGGUUCGAGAACAAACGUCACGCUAUCGACUCUCAUAUUCAUGGUCUUCUGAAUCUUAAGCGCAUGACGAAGAAGAGCCAUUUGGAGCUGCGGAGUCUGGUCGACGAGUGUAGCAAGCAUGUGGAAGGUCUCAAGUUCCUGGAGCGAGAUUUCGAUGGAGUAGGUGAGGAUUUCGUGAUUCAUCUACUGGCGGCAGCAUUGCACAACGACGUGCGCCAUAUGUGGGAGUCCACCAUUAAGCACGGUGAGCUUCCCGAUUACGACGAGAUGCUGACGUUCCUGAAGGAGCAGACCUUCAUCCUGGAGAGGGUUGAAGCCAGCAAUCAGAAGUCAUCAUCGGUUCCCAUUAAGUCCGUGUCUGCAUCCAACAAGCCGUCGGUGCAGAAAGCCCACGCAGUCGUUUCGUCAAGCGAGAAGGAAACAAAGUGUGAUUUUUGCGGAAAGGCACACGCCAAUCACCAGUGCGCUGAUUUCAAGGCUCUUCCUGUUCCGCAAAGAUUGGUCAAGGUGCGAGAGCGCAACGUGUGCUUUAAUUGCUUACGAAGAGGUCAUCGAAGCGCCGACUGUUCAUCGGACAAAUCCUGCCAGAAGUGUAAGCGUCGGCACCAUAGUCUCCUUCACGCCGAGGAGAAGCCCAAGCAAGAUGCAGAUCAACCAAGCAAGUUGGCCCCGCCGCCAGUUCCAGAGCAAGAAGGUUCACCAUCAUCAUUAACGUCGACGACAGCUACGUGUUCCAGCGUGGCCACCCACUCGCAGCAAGUGCUGCUGCUCACGGCGGUAGUGGACGUAAUGGACAAAAACUACCAGCCGCAUCCGUGCCGAGUAUUAUUGGACAGUGGGUCUCAAGUCAAUUUGGUGACGCAGUCCGUGGCAGAUAAGUUGGGCUUGAAGUUGAAUUCGUCGAACGUCACGAUGUUCGGGGUCAACAGUACGAAGACCCAAUCAUCCAACAGUGGCACGGUGCAUCUUUCGUCGAGGUACAGGGAUUUCCAUGCCAAGGUCAAGUGUCUGGUAACUGACAAGGUAACAUCAGAUCUGCCAUCAUCGGUUAUCAAUAUCAGCGCGUUGGAGCUUCCCGCUGGUGUUCAUCUAGCCGAUCCGAACUUUUUCCAUCCGAGCAAGGUGGAUAUGCUUUUGGGUAACGAAUGGUUCCUUAAGUUGUUGCUACCCGGAGAAAUUACUUUCGAUGACAAACUUCCUGUCCUUCGCGAGACCCAAUUUGGUUGGGUUGUUGGUGGAGUCUUCGAAGAAGGUGCGGUAUCUGAUGGAGCAGUUUAUUCGCACACAGUCACGAUGGACGAAUUAAGCCAGUCCAUUCAACGCUUCUGGGAAGUUGAAGAUGUCGCUGAUGUCGUCGAGCGUAGCAGCGAAGAAGAGGAGUGUGAGGAGCACUUCAAAGCGACUCAUCGUAGGGAUGCUUCCGGGCGGUACAUCGUCGAGCUGCCGCUGAAGGAGUCCGUGAGCGAAUUGGGAGAUUCCAGGCCGCUUGCAUUAAGAAGGUUUCACGCGCUGGAGCGAAAGCUUUCACAACAUCCGGAUCUGAAGAAGCAGUACCAGGAUUUCAUGGACGAGUACGAGAGUCUUGGGCACUGCAAAGAAGUGAACGUUAGUGAAGAUCCAUCAGGUAUCAUCAAGUGGUACUUACCUCAUCAUGCUGUGCUGCGGCCAUCGAAUACUACCACUAAGUGCCGUGUGGUGUUCGAUGCAUCGGCGAAGGUAUCUGGUCGCUCGCUCAACGAUGUAAUGAAGAUUGGCGCCAUCAUUCAAAGCGAUCUGCAGUCCAUCUCUCUUCGAUUCCGUCUCCCGCUCCACGUGUUGGCUACUGACGUGGCCAAAAUGUACAGACAAGUCUUCGUCGAUCGGCGGCAUACGCCGCUAACUCGUGUGUUCUGGAGGAAAACUCCUUCCGAACCGCUUCGUGUACUAGAGCUGACAACAGUCACCUACGGAACGGCUUCCGCCCCGUUUUUGGCAACGCGGGCACUCUUACAAUUGGCUAUCGACGAAGGCUUCAAGUAUCCUGUGGCUGCUGACACCGUGAAGAAUAGUUUCUACGUGGACAACCGUGUGGACAACGCAUUGUUUGGGUUUGACGACCUGAAUGAAGCAAGCGAGGCUCAAGUGCAGUUGAUUGGCCUGCUCAAGGCCGGUGGAUUCCAUCUGCAUAAGUGGGCUUCCAAUAAUCCUACGUUGCUGGAGCGGAUUCCGGAAAGCGAUCGGGACGAGCUGGUCAGCAUCGACGAAAGUGGUUCAAGUGAAGUGAUCAGAACGUUGGGACUAAUGUGGAACCCAACUUUGGACGCUCUGCAGUUCAUCUCCAUUCCAACAGUGUGUGAAAAUAGUGCAACAAAGCGGCAAGUGCUGUCGCUCAUAUCAAGAAUGUUCGACCCCUUGGGUCUUGUGGUGCCGGUCAUCGUUAUCGGUAAACUUUUGAUGAAGAGCAUUUGGAAAGAAGAGUUGGAAUGGGACGAAGAGCUCUCAGGAGAGCUGAAGAAAAAGUGUGUAGAGUUCCUGAAUGCGUUAAGAGGUGUUACCAGUCUUAGGAUUCCCCGUCACGUCGUGGUCACUGGAGCUGUUGCCUUCGAGUUGCACGGAUUUGGGGAUGCAACCUUGGAGGCCUACGGUGCCUGUGUGUACAUCAGGUCAAUCGCACCUGGUCAAGCUGCAGUAGUGUUGACCAUCCCGAGAAAGGAACUUUUAGCAGCGCUUUUGCUGCACCGAUUGGUGAAGAAAGUGCUGGCAGCAUUAGCGCUCCCCUUUCGUGACAUUUUGUUGUGGUCAGACAAUCAAGUGGUGCUAGCUUGGCUAGCGAAGAACCCGGAACAUUUGGAAGUGUUUGUGCGAAACCGGGUAAGUGAGAUUAACUCUACUGGAAAUCAAUUCAAGUGGAACUAUGUAAAUACGCUGGACAAUCCAGCCGAUGUAGUGUCACGUGGCCAGUCUGCCGACGCUCUUCAGAAGAACGAUCUUUGGUGGAAUGGUCCGUUGUUCCUGCGCAGUGAAGAAUAUCAGGUGGUGGUCCCUGAACCACUAUCCGAUGAAGAUGUUCCUGAUUUGCGGCAGGCCACUGUAGCUUCAGCGGUGGUGACAUUGGAGAAGCUGCCUGUGUUCCACAAGUACGAGUCCUUCAGAAAGCUGCAGCGAGUUCUGGCAUACGUUUUGCGUUUUUGCCGGAAUGCUAAGGAGAAGGCAGUCAACAAAAGAACCACCGAGCGUUUCCCCACCGUGUUGGAAAUGCGCCAAUCGUUGAAGGUCAUCGUCAGGGUAGUUCAAUCACUACACUUUGGUAAGAAGGUAGCCAUUAUGGAGUCCGGUGAGUACUGCAAAAGAUUAAAAGCAUUAAACCCUUUUUUGGAUGAUGGAGUGAUUCGUGUCGGUGGACGACUGCGACAUUCAAGUUUGUCGUACGGGGUGAAGCAUCAGUGGAUCUUACCUAAGAACGAUGAAACCGUCGAACGGUUGAUUCAAGCUGUACAUCGUGAGAAUCUGCACAUCGGACCGUCGGCGCUGCUGGCACAGCUCCGCCGGCAAUUCUGGAUCCUAGGAGCUCGUUCUGCUGUACGCAAGGUGACCCGAAAUUGCGUGCGGUGUUUCCGGCUCAACCCUCCGUGUGCUAAUCAGUUCAUGGGGGAUCUUCCCAUCGCAAGGUGCGACAAGGCUCCCGCUUUUGUGAAGGUUGGCGUUGACUUUGCGGGACCCAUGCUCAUCAAGCAACGAGGAAGAAAGGCGUCUCCCCUAAAGGGAUAUGUCAGCGUGUUCGUGUGUAUGGUCACCAAGGGCAUACAUCUGGAGGUAGUUGAGGAUCUCUCGGCCGACGCGUUUAUUGCCGCCCUUCAGCGGUUCGUCUCUCGCCGUGGUGUCCCUGAGCAGAUAUUCUCCGACAAUGGGACAAACUUUGUCGGUGCUCGCAACGAGCUGAACGAGCUCUAUCGGCUUUUUAAGCAGGAAGCUACCGAGCUCAAGAUUUUCGAGUUCUGCCAGGCCCGGCAGAUAGAAUGGAAGAUGAUUCCCCCGAACGCCCCACACAUGGGUGGGAUGUGGGAAGCAGGAGUGAAGAGUGUCAAGACCAUCCUGAAGAAGAAGUGCCAGUCAAGCCUCUUGACGAUGUCCGAGUUUUCGACUUUGCUCUGCCAGAUCGAAGCUCAGCUCAAUUCUCGGCCUUUGUACGCUCCGUCUGAGGACCCCUCGGAGCUCGAGCCGUUAACUCCUGGUCAUUUCAUGAUCGAUCGCCCUCUGACUGCCAUUCCGGAGCCCAGUUACGAUGGAAUCCCGGAAAAUCGGCUUUCCAGAUGGCAGUACGUCCAGCGCCUGCGUCAAGAGUUCUGGAAGCGCUGGUCCGAGGAGUACCUGCUGGAGUUACAGGUACGACAGAAGUGGAACAAGAAGAAGGAGAAUAUUCUACCUGGUACGGUGGUGGUUAUCAAGGAUGACAACUUACCGCCCCAACAAUGGAAGCUGGGUAAAAUCGAAGCAGCCUAUACUGGAGCAGAUGGAUUAGUCCGUGUGGUGGACGUUCGAACCAAGGCCGGUAUUCUGAAGCGUCCGAUCCACAAACUGGCCCCUCUACCAAUACUGGACAACCGUGUGGCCAACGAGAACAAGGGUCCCGCGGGGGAGGAUCCGCAGCCUGCUGAGGUGCGCGAUUCCAGCAGCACACAGCUGCGCGAAAAACAACAUGUGAUGCAAGCAACCGCAACCGCCCGAAAGGAUCACGCGAAGGAAGAGUGGGCGCAAAAGGAGGAAAAUUCCUAUCCUCAGGCAAAAUUUAUUGUUCGCCGUACGUUCGACGUGUUAAGACGUGUGUCGUCGCAGUAA